AUGCCGAUGGACGGCGGGAUGGGCGACAUGGGCGGCAUGGGCGGCAUGGGCGGCAUGGGCGGCAUGGGCGGCAUGGGCGGCAUGGACUCGGCCCCGCCCGACUUUUCGAUGCCCACCGAGAACAAGCUCGCCGAGCGUGCUUCGGUCGCCGCAGCGGCACUGUCCGAGAAGCAGGCCGAGGCGCGGAGCGCGCUCGACCAGUUUUACGCGGAGCGGAAGGUGAAGAGCGAGGCCAAGGCAAAGAGCAACAAGGAGGAGGAGGCGCCCUUCUUCCUGCGUUCGCCAGCGCUACGCGCGUCCUUCGUGGCCGACCGCGACGCGACAAUGGCCACGGACAGCUGGGAGUCGGAUGGCGAGAAAGACAACCCAAAGCCGGUGGACCGUAUGCGCGGGAUGCUCUUCAAGCUCAAGGCGGCGCCCGCGGCUGGGGUGGCGUUCUGA
Messenger RNA from Emiliania huxleyi CCMP1516, 441 nucleotides. RefSeq lists its product as hypothetical. Gene Ontology annotation, molecular function: structural molecule activity. The record is from RefSeq and is a predicted model, not a curated record. Gene Ontology annotation, biological process: intracellular protein transport; vesicle-mediated transport. The coding region runs from base 1 to 441 and encodes 146 amino acids. Gene Ontology annotation, cellular component: clathrin coat of trans-Golgi network vesicle; clathrin coat of coated pit. The transcript has 5 exons. Lineage: Eukaryota; Haptophyta; Isochrysidales; Noelaerhabdaceae.